Diachasma alloeum is the source of this 3307-nucleotide messenger RNA. It is a transcript of the gene Cul4, whose product is annotated as cullin-4A. The transcript is spliced from 5 exons. NCBI's taxonomy places the organism in Eukaryota, Metazoa, Arthropoda, Insecta, Hymenoptera, Braconidae. The record is from RefSeq and is a predicted model, not a curated record. Gene Ontology annotation, cellular component: Cul4-RING E3 ubiquitin ligase complex. Gene Ontology annotation, molecular function: ubiquitin protein ligase binding. The coding region runs from base 293 to 2791 and encodes 832 amino acids. Gene Ontology annotation, biological process: ubiquitin-dependent protein catabolic process; DNA damage response; protein ubiquitination.
UGUGUGAGGAGCGUGUAGUUUCUCUUGUCAAACUCGUGAAUCCACUGCGACCAUCGCGAUAAUAUAACGAAGUGAACAUUUCGGAGUGGAGUAAAAAUUGAUAAUUCUUUACGUGUUACGGUCAAGACCCGUGUCCCCCCGAUAACCGCGAUCUCAUCCCCAAUUAUAAACUCUCUAAUUGACGCGAAUAGAUAAAUAAUCGAGUGGAAUAUCGAGUGUGUAAUAAAAUUACUGGUGCCAAGUAUCUCGUCGGUUUAUCGUGAAAGGGCCAACGGCCGGGUGAUGCGCGCAUAUGUCUAAACUCGUGAGGACCCAGCCUCUGGCGACAGGACAGGUGAAAAAAUCAUCCGAGCAUCAUCACUACCACAACACCAACAAUAGCUGUAAUAACAGCAGUUUUAAUAAUAAUACGGCGUUGCUGGGCUUCGGUGCUGCGACGAAGCGCUUGAGGCACAAUAACGCCGACGAGAACGAGGAGAAUAACGUUGAAAUUGUUAAUAUGACUGAUACAGCAACAGCUACCAGCCAAAAGAGGGCUAAUUUUUCAGCCCUCACUGUUGCUAAUCCCAAUGGUGUUAAUAAGUUGACACAGAAUUUGGGAAAUGCCAAGCCUGGCUCAGCUAGGAAGCUUGUUAUCAAAAAUUUUAAGAAUAAACCUAAACUACCCGAGAACUACCAGGAGCAGACAUGGGAGAAGUUACGUGAGGCAGUGGUGGCUAUCCAGACGAGUAAAAGCAUCCGCUACUCCCUGGAAGAGCUUUAUCAGGCCGUUGAAAACAUGUGUAAUCACAAAAUGGCGUCGACAUUGUACGCUAAUUUGACAGUGCUGACAGAGUCCCACGUUAAAGCCAAUAUUGAGCAAUUUCUGGCUGAAUCGAUGGACAGACACAUUUUCCUGAAGAAGAUGAACGAGUGCUGGCAGUCUCACUGUCGUCAGAUGAUCAUGAUUAGGAGUAUCUUUUUGUACCUCGAUAGAACUUAUGUCCUGCAAAAUCCCAGUAUAUCUUCUAUUUGGGACAUGGGUCUCCACUUAUUCCGACUGCACAUUGUCCUGAACAACCUCGUGCAAACGCGGACAGUAGAGGGUCUCCUAAUGCUGAUCGAGAAGGAGCGCCAGGGUGACACAGUCGACAGAACCCUCCUGAAGUCCCUCCUGCGAAUGCUCUCUGACCUUCAGAUCUACCAAGAGGCCUUUGAGACUAAAUUCCUCAUGGCCACCGAGAGACUCUACGCUGCUGAGGGCCAGCGCCUCAUGAACGAGCACGACGUCCCCGAGUACCUAGCUCACGUCGACAAACGUCUCCAAGAGGAGAACGAGCGUCUCCUCCACUACCUCGACAUGUCCACAAAGUGGUCCCUCAUCCACACAGUGGAAAAACAACUCCUCUCGGAGCACGUCUCCAGCAUUCUCCAGAAGGGUCUCAGUGGCAUCCUCGAUGAAAAUCGAAUAAGUGAUCUAACACUACUCUACAAUCUGUACAGUCGUGUGAAGAAUGGCCUCGUUGAACUCUGCCUCAAUUUCAAUUGCUACAUCAAGAAGAAGGGCAAAACGAUAGUCAUAGAUCCUGAGAAGGACAAGACAAUGGUGCAAGAAUUACUCGACUUUAAGGACAAAAUGGAUAAUAUUGUGAAUACGUGUUUCUAUAGAAAUGAAAAAUUUGCGAAUAGUCUAAAGGAGGCAUUCGAGGCCUUCAUCAAUCAGCGUGCCAACAAGCCAGCUGAGUUGAUUGCCAAAUUUGUAGACAUGAAGUUACGUGCUGGCAAUAAGGAAGCCACUGAGGAGGAGCUUGAACGACUUCUAGACAAGAUAAUGGUUCUAUUUCGAUUUAUCCAUGGGAAAGAUGUGUUCGAGGCAUUUUAUAAGAAGGACUUGGCGAAGAGACUUUUGGUGGGGAAGUCUGCAUCUGUGGAUGCCGAGAAGUCGAUGUUGUCCAAGCUGAAGCAGGAGUGCGGGGGUGGCUUCACGAGUAAACUUGAGGGAAUGUUCAAGGACAUGGAGUUGAGCAAGGAUAUUAAUAUCGCUUUCAAGCAGUACUCGACAAAUCUGCAGAAUGAAUUGUUGGCAAAUAAUCUGGAUCUCACUGUUUCCAUUUUGACGAUGGGGUAUUGGCCCACUUAUCCACUGAUGGAGGUGACUCUGCCUGCUGAAAUGGUCCAGUAUCAGGAGGUUUUCAAUAAGUUUUAUCUGGGAAAACACAGUGGGAGGAAAUUACAGUGGCAACCGACACUUGGACACUGCGUGCUCAAGGCAUGGUUCACUGGGGGCAAUAAGGAGCUGCAGGUCUCACUGUUUCAAGCGCUUGUUUUGAUACUUUUUAAUGACUCUGAUGAUUUGUCACUUGAGGAGAUCAAGGCUGCUACGAAUAUCGAGGAUGGAGAGUUGAGGAGGACUCUGCAGUCUUUGGCUUGUGGCAAGGCCAGGGUUUUGCAGAAGAAUCCCAGGGGAAGGGAUGUUGCUGAUAAUGACAGAUUCGUAUUUCAUGCUGACUUCACUAAUAAACUGUUUAGGAUUAAAAUUAAUCAGAUUCAGAUGAAGGAGACGAAUGAGGAGCAGAAGGCCACUGAGGAGAGGGUCUAUCAGGAUCGACAGUACCAGAUUGAUGCUGCUAUUGUGAGAAUUAUGAAGAUGAGGAAAACUCUCACUCAUAAUCUGCUUAUUAGUGAGCUGUACAAUCAGCUGAAAUUCCCGGUCAAGCCAGCUGAUCUUAAAAAACGCAUCGAGUCCCUGAUAGACCGCGACUACAUGGAGAGGGACAAAGACAAUGCUAACCAAUACAACUAUGUUGCGUAACCACAACCAAAUGCCAAAGUGACCAAGCCACGAGCGAAGAUGGUUGUACGCGAAAUAAAGAGUUUGCGAUUGAGACGUCGAAUUGAAGAGCAAACCCGACAAUUGAGCUCACGCUGGAAUCUGCGAUUUCGUAAUAAUCAAUAUUUUAUGAUUAGGUAUCGUCGUUUGUGUCUCAACGGUGAUAAAAAACGUCUGUUUGAUCGAAGAAAAUGAUAAAAUAGGAAUUUAAUACCUGAUUUAAUCGAUGAUUAAGGUCUUACCAUGGACCAUAACUGUGGAUCAACCCUCAAGAUGUCGAGAUAAUUUUCGUCGUUAAGGUGAAUCAGUGAAUUGAUGAAUUAAACAGGCAAUCAAAGAGGAUGGAAUGAUGAUAUUUAAUUCAAAUUGAUUAUGAGAAUCAUUUCGUUUAUUGUCUGGGUUCUUUCACACCAUUUUUUUCUUUUGUAUAAAGGACAUUACGAGAAAAAUGGUGUUUAGUGUUUUUGUGAAUAUAAUAAAGGAGGAAAAAUGAAAUAA